CUCGGGUAAUCGUCCACAAUGCUUUCAGAAGUUGGAAAAUGAUUUCUAUUUUAUAGGUCACAAAUCUGGGACUCAGCAGUGAUCUGCCCACCCCGUUCAACGUGCCAACUAGAUGCAGACGCAAGGAUUCGAACCCCUAUUUUCCUUGCUAUUUUUCCUGCCUCUGAGAGUGCCAGGGCGACCGGCUGACCCAGGAGGAGGCCUAGGAAGCCAAGAACCAAAGUUUUGGAUGCGGGCUAAAUGAAAGGAAACCCAAGAAACCCAAGCGUUAGUAGCCCCACCCUUCUCCGAAGCCCCGCCCCAGCCAGGGGGCUGGGAGAGAGGGUUUCCAUGGUGACGACAAACAAAGCCAAGCUUAGAGGGGCAGCUACAGAGCUGCCAUCCCCACGGCGCCAUGAUCCCCCCUGCCGACUCUCUGCUCAAGUAUGACACGCCAGUGUUAGUGAGCCGGAACACGGAAAAACGGAGCCCCAAGGCUCGGCCACUGAAAGUCAGCCCCCAGCAGCCUGGCUCCUCCAGUACGGUCCCACAGCCACCCAAAGCCAAACUCCCCUCACCUUCCUGUGUUCCAGAUCCUACAAAGCAGGCAGAAGAAAUCUUGAAUGCCAUCCUGCCCCCAAGGGAGUGGGUCGAAGACACACAGCUAUGGAUCCAGCAGGUAUCCAGCACCCCCAGCACCAGAAUGGACGUGGUGCAUCUCCAGGAGCAGCUAGACCUGAAGCUGCAGCAGCGGCAGGCCAGGGAGACGGGCAUCUGCCCUGUGCGCAGGGAGCUCUACUCACAGUGUUUUGAUGAAUUGAUCCGGGAAGUCACCAUCAACUGUGCGGAGAGGGGGCUGCUGCUGCUGCGUGUCCGGGAUGAGAUUCGCAUGACCAUCGCUGCCUACCAGACUUUGUAUGAGAGCAGUGUGGCAUUCGGCAUGAGGAAGGCCCUGCAGGCCGAACAGGGGAAGUCAGACAUGGAGAGGAAAAUUGCAGAUUUGGAGACAGAAAAGAAAGACCUAGAGAGGCAAGUGAAUGAACAGAAGGCAAAAUGUGAGGCCACUGAGAAGAGGGAGACGGAGAGGCGACAGGUGGAAGAGAAGAAGCACAAUGAGGAGAUUCAGUUCCUAAAACGGACAAAUCAGCAGUUGAAGGCCCAACUGGAAGGCAUUAUUGCACCAAAGAAGUGAUAAUUUCCAUAUGGGUCUCAGUGAGCACUACUCCCCAUAAAAAGCCCUUUGUAAUAAAAAAGCUAGUUUCCUGAAUGAACAAGCCAACCCCUCCCCUGAUCACCACCUACGUAUGUCAGGAGUCACACUAUGGCUCCAGUGCCAGGAAACACCUAGUCUGGCAGCCAGGCUCCUGGCUGGACAAUGGGAGGUGGUGUAACCUGUCGGUGUGUGCAGCUUCAGGGUCAUCCUGGAGACUUUGCCAGUUCAAACCUUAAGACUUAGGAAGCCACUAGUUUCCCACACUCCACACCAUCCACUUCUGGCCAAAGCAGCUGCUUGUGUCUCUCAAAUUUUUGCUUCACAGUCUAUUUCAUACCCUAACUUGGGAUUCCCAGGCCUCAGUUCUUUUUCACUUUCAUCCCUAUUGAAAUGCAAUCUUUAGUAAAUCUUUUUGGAGCUGUGGUUUUAUAUUGUAUCAUCUUGUCCCCAUCCAAGUCAAGUGGAUUCCUUUCUCCUUAGAUGCAGACUGCCUAGGUUAGGAAACCGUGGCACACAAGGUAAACCAUGGCUUUGGAGAAAGUAAAUGCUUGCUCGAAAGGAGUAAAAGUCCCAGUGUCCUUUGGAGCCGUGAAUUCAGCUCCUCGCCAACAGACAUCAUUUGUUCUCCUUAUUCUGCAGAAAAUCAAACCCUGACUCCACAUCUACCUAAUUAGCUAAGUUAAAUUAACAGCUGGAGAGGUAACCACAUCUCGCAUGCAGUUCUAAUUACCAAUGAUCAGCUACAGCCUACAGACUUUAGACUCUGAAAACUGAAUUAGCAACAUAAAAUCUUUAACUCAGGGCAAACCGGGGUGAGCUAGGGCAGCAAACUGGGUCACGUCCGUGUCAGUUGUUUGACAAGUACUGUUCCUAAGAAGGCACUAACAUUUCCAUUUGUUUGGAAUGUCUGGAAUCCUCAGUAUCCCUACGAGAAUCAAGAAAGGACGCCUUCCUUGGCAGGGCUUUGCUAUGACACUUGUCCUGGUCAAGGCUCCAGUUAUUCCACAACUGUCCCAAAGAAGAGUUGUUUUUCAGGUGAAACAUCCCAGUAUCCAUCUUAAACCAAAGGUUACAGCUUUGGCCAAGUGUCCCAGGGACCUAUAAAUCUUGCCUGUGAUGCCACCUUCAUGGGAAAGAACUGUCCCUUAGAUCUACUGGUCCCAUGACCUGUCAGUAAAACACAUGUCCAGGUGGAUACCCUGCUAAAGCUUUUCCUUAUUUUUUAAGCCUAGCCAUGAACACUGCUAUCCUUGAAACACUCUUUUUACAAUUCUGUCCCAAAUUGCCAGUAUGCCAAAUAUUCCAGUAUGAAAGAUACACCAUUCUGCUCUUUCUCAUUUCUGUCCACACACACACAAACAGGAUUCUACUCUGGAGGAACUAAAGGCCAAUAAAGUGUCCGCAGUGUCAAUGGACUUGGUGACAGAACUCUGUAGGGCUGAGGGGCUUUCUCUUUUCACUAGCACUGGUGAAUGGUUUCAGCUGUAAAACCUAAGAACAAACAUAUACGGAUGGCCUCAGAAAUGCCGCGUGGGCAUUAAGAAAAUAAACACAAUUUGUAACUGCACAUUUUA
This is a messenger RNA of Fukomys damarensis (Damara mole-rat), 2766 nucleotides long. It is a transcript of the gene Dnali1, whose product is annotated as dynein axonemal light intermediate chain 1. Bases 395 to 1171 code for a protein of 258 amino acids. NCBI's taxonomy places the organism in Eukaryota, Metazoa, Chordata, Mammalia, Rodentia, Bathyergidae. The record is from RefSeq and is a predicted model, not a curated record. Gene Ontology annotation, molecular function: dynein heavy chain binding. Gene Ontology annotation, cellular component: axoneme; filopodium. The transcript has 6 exons.